This is a messenger RNA of Parasteatoda tepidariorum (common house spider), 1147 nucleotides long. RefSeq names its product toll-interacting protein. NCBI's taxonomy places the organism in Eukaryota, Metazoa, Arthropoda, Arachnida, Araneae, Theridiidae. Gene Ontology annotation, biological process: ubiquitin-dependent protein catabolic process. Gene Ontology annotation, molecular function: ubiquitin binding; ubiquitin conjugating enzyme binding. The record is from RefSeq and is a predicted model, not a curated record. Gene Ontology annotation, cellular component: cytoplasm.
CAUAAAAGUAUUCGGCAACACAUUGGAACUUAUAGUAUAAACAAAAACAAAUGGUGACUCAUUGUUUAUUAUUAAUUAAAUUCUACCGAUUCAUGUGACUGACUGACUGAAAUGGCCACUUGUGAUCCUAAUAAUAAAUCAAUGGCUAGCAAAAGAGAAGAACGUCGUAAACAGGUCUUGCUGGGUGAACUUCCAUCGGAUUUCUUAAGAGUUACUCCAAAUACGAUAUCAUCCCUCACUCAAGAACAGCAAAUAGCCUUGGAUGAACAAGCAGCAAUCGCUCUUCAACAUGCAUCGACGAUAUCAGGCCGACUUACUAUUAGUGUAAUUGAAGCUAAGCUAAAUAAAAAUUAUGGCUUGACAAGAAUGGAUCCAUAUGUGAGAUUAAGGGUCGGGCAAACUAUUUAUGAAACUAAUACUGAUUACAAUGGUGCCAGAAACCCCCGAUGGAAUAAGAAUUUUAAUUGUUUUUUCAUGUCGCAAGACACCACCAUUUACAUUGAAAUUUUUGAUGAGUGUGCAUUUUCUUUGGAUGAGAGAAUAGCUUGGGCUAAUUAUCAAAUCCCCCAGUCUGUUCUUCAAGGUCAAACAGUCAAUGAGUGGAUUGAGCUGUCUGGCAAAUUAGGUGAAGAUAAAGAAGGUUUAAUUAACCUUAUUAUUACAUACCAGGUUAUACCGUCAGGCACGCUAAUUUAUCAUCCCCAGUCAAGAGUGAGUGUUGUUCCUUAUGGACCUUUUCAAGGCAAAGAUGGAACUACAAUAGACUCUACUGUGCCAAAUAGGGAUGAUGCUGCAGUCUUUGGUCCGUAUCCUGAUGUACAGUCAGAUUGUCCUAUACCAGAAGAGGAUUAUAAACAAGUUAUGGACAUGUUUCCAAACAUAGAGGAAUCUGUUGUACGAGAUAUCAUGGAAAGUAACAGGGGGAACAAAGAUCUAACCAUUAAUGUUCUGCUAGAGAUGAGUGAUGUGACAUGAUCGUUGCUUUUGAAGCUAUGAGUUCUGCUUAUCUGGUCAUGUAUUAUAGUUUGUUAGAUUAGUUUAUUUUUUUGAAGUUUUGUUAAUUUAGACUGUGCAUCUACUGCGAUUUUUUUUGCUACACAAAUCAUUAAAUGCUUUGUUUUAACAUUUCAAUUUUUUUUGCUGCUUU